Caenorhabditis angaria is the source of this 1580-nucleotide messenger RNA. The record is from the annotation of a GenBank genome assembly. Lineage: Eukaryota; Metazoa; Nematoda; Chromadorea; Rhabditida; Rhabditidae.
AUGCAAACACCAAAUGGAGAUUAUUUUGUCAAUGAUCCGAGCAUGUUGGCGUAUAUGCAACAAGCAGCGCUUCUCCAAUAUCCAUCGAAAAAUAUGUUCCCACAUGGUUUGUUUGAUCAAAUUGAAAAAGAUUUAAUGGGAAGUGAAAUUCUGAUGUUCUUUCCAGUUAUGCAAACCGCGCAACUCCAACAACUUCUCAUGGCACCUCAAACUAUGCCAGUCACCCAACAACAACUAAGAAUUGCUGCUAUGCCAGAUUUCGAAAAAGCGAUGAAUGAUACAAUUGUGACUGGAUCGGCAAAUUACCGCGCUGGUAUCAAAAGUUCUUCAUCUUCCGUCAGCGAGGUACAAAUUCUAAUUCAAGGAUUCGUCGACGAAGUCCAACUAUUUUUUAUUUUCAGAAAUCGCAACAAUAUAUGCGUAGAAAUUCGCCAACAUGGGAAACUCUGACUGAUGACGAACGCGAUUUAGUUCAAAGACAAAAGAGAAAAGAGGAAGCAUUCAAGACAGCUCUAUGCGAAGCUCAUAAAAAGACUGGAGUUUGCCCAUAUGGAAAUGGUUGUCGAUUUGCUCAUGGUGAAAACGAACUUCGAAUGCCAUCACAACCGCGCGGAAAAGCUCAUCCAAAAUAUAAGACCCAAUUGUGUGACAAAUAUUCGACUUUCGGACAUUGUCCAUAUGGAUCAAGAUGUCAAUUCAUUCACAAACUCAAAAAAGGUCUACCAUUGCUUGAAUACAAUCGUGCUCUUGCUCAAGGUGCAAUUUCUCCAGCUCGCGAUGAUGAAGUGACAAAUCCAGAUGAAUCUGAUCAAAGUAUCAAAGCUUUGAGCUAUAAUAAUCAACGCGGCAAACGAACUAGUCAUGAUUUAUCAGAUAGCGGUUACGAUGGAGGAAAAGCUUGUCGUCGUUUAUUAUCAAAUGCAGAAGAAAUGACAACUGGCGGAAAACAAGAAAAAGUUAUCUAUCCACCAAUGCAAGUUAUCAAUAUUGAAAUGGCUACUGGACAUGUUCCCAAAAAACAUCGUCGUACAUCUCCAACACAAAUCAUUGAUCAAUCAGAUUAUGAAGUCGCUAUGUGCAAUGGAAAUAUGUUCGAUAAACCGGAAAAUAUUCGAACAUUUAGCACUUUGGCUCGAGCUGCCCGUGAUGAAAAUUCCAAGAAAGUUGGAAAAGAGAAUGUUCCGAUGAGAAAGGUUUGGAAAACUAUAUAAUUUCGCUGGAUGUUGUUUGAUGAUGAAAAAUGUCCAAAUUUUUUUUUCUAGGAAUUGUCAUUGAUUAGCGAAGAAGAAUCAAUGCUCGAAUCAUCGCAUGCAGUUGGCACUAAAGUUGAGGCACAGAAAAGCGAAAAUGCGCCAUGGUAUGAGAAAAUUUUCGGAAAGAAGAUGACUGUUAUUAGAGAAGAAUCGAUGAAUGAGGACUCGACUCUUCAGGUAAUAAAAUUUUGAAUUUCAAAUUCGUCAAAAUUUUCAUCUUUGCAUGUUUUAUUUAUUCACUAAAAACCACCAGAAAAUCUCGUUUUUUUCUAGCAUGAAAUGACUGGAAGCGGUGAAUAUAACGAUGAAGAACCUCGUCACAAUUGA